Molecule: messenger RNA, 1950 nt
Organism: Girardinichthys multiradiatus
Lineage: Eukaryota; Metazoa; Chordata; Actinopteri; Cyprinodontiformes; Goodeidae
Gene: c8a
Product: complement component 8, alpha polypeptide
Exons: 11
Coding region: 80-1861 (593 amino acids)
Biological process (GO): immune response
Cellular component (GO): membrane attack complex
Molecular function (GO): protein binding
Source: RefSeq, a predicted model, not a curated record
GCGGCGGUAGAAGUCCUCUUAGGAUCACAACAUCCAGCUUGUGAUGUUAUAUAUUUGAAGCUUGCUGCUCAUUUGCAAAAUGGGGAUAUUUAAUCAUGUGGUACUGGCUUUAUGUGUACUGCAUCUAUUCUUGAAUGGCCGCCCAACUGUGAAUGCAUCCAGGAAGCCAUGGACAACUGCUAGUAACAGGAGGGCUAGAGCUGCAAACAGACCGGUGCCCAUCAACUGUAAAGUGGGGAGUUGGUCAUCUUGGACACGAUGUGACUCCUGCACAGAUAAAACGCUACGUUUCCAACAUUUGGAGAAACCGUCACAGUUUGGUGGAAUACAUUGUGUUGGGUCAUUGUGGGAAACGCUGGCAUGUCCGAGAGCGACCACGCAAUGUAUGGUCAAAGAUUACUGUGGAGAGAGUUUCACCUGCAAAGAAACAGGACGCUGCAUCAGCCAGUCCCUUCGCUGUAACGGUGAGGGGGACUGCGACAAUUUUUCUGACGAAGACCAAUGUGAGCGUAUCAACCAAAGAGAAGACAAGUGUUCCACCCUGAUACCAAUUCCCGGUGCUGAGCGUGGCACACAGGGCUACAACAUCCUAACCGGAGACUUUAUGAAUCAAGUGCUUGACCCUAAAUACUUUGGAGGAAAGUGUGAAUACGUCUAUAACGGAGACUGGAGCAAAUUAAUGUACGAUACAUUCUGUGAGAGCCUACAAUACAAUGAAGAUGAGAAAAACUACCGGAAACCUUAUAACUACCUUACCUACCGUUUUGUGGCUGAAGCCACGUCCAAGGGCUCCGAUGAAUAUUACGAAGAUAUGCAUAGCCUGUUGAAAGCGAGGCAAUCCAUGUCGUCCUUCAAUCUUGGUGUCUCUGUUGGGAUCGGUUCUGUGGAAGUUGGACUGAAAGGAAGCGAAGAAUCAGAAUUUCUCAAGAAUAUCACAAAAUAUCAAAGCCAGGACCUUGGCUUCAUUAGGCUUUGGUCCAAAGUGCAAACCGCCCACUUCAAAAUGCGAAGUAACCAACUGAUGCUUCAUGAAGAUUUCUAUGUUGCACUCAUGGAGCUUCCUGAGCAGUAUGACUUUGGCGUUUACUCCCACUUCCUGAGCACCUUUGGCACCCACUACGUCACAGAGGGAACCAUGGGGGGAACUCUGGAAUACGUUGCCAUUCUAAGCAAAACAGCUAUGGCCAAUUCAAAUGUUGAUGCAGAAAGAUUUCAGAAAUGCUUCGGUGUCUCUCUUGGCAUAAGUCAUCCAGUCAGCAAAAUUAUGAAAGUUGGUUUUAGGGUUGGAGGAAGUUACUGUGAAAAUAAAAAGAACAGUUUUACAGCAAGCCCGUCCGAGUCCUCCGUGGUUGAGGACAUUAUCACUCUGGUAAAAGGGGGGAUCACAGAGACUGGCUCAGGACUGCUGGCCAUCAGGAACCCAGAAACAUACGGAAAGUGGGGAGGUUCUCUCAAAUAUAACCCAGCUUUGACUGAUUUUGAGAUUAUGCCGAUUUAUGAGGGUGUGCGCCUUAGCACGGCCGCUGACCAUGCAGGGGCGAGAAUAGAGAACCUGCAAAGGGCCAUAGAUGAGUAUCUGCAGCAGUUUGAUGCUUGUCAAUGCGCCCCCUGCAGGCACAAUGGGAUUCCUGUGCUCUCAGGCACCUCCUGUAGCUGCAUCUGUAAGUCAGGCUUCGAGGGCAAGGCCUGCGAGGAGACUCUCAGAAGAGAUGCCAAGACAGAUGGCUCGUGGUCCUGCUGGGGGUCAUGGUCUUCCUGCUCAACAGGGGCGAAAAGCAGGACAAGAGUGUGCAAUAAUCCUGCACCUGAAAGGGGUGGGGCGGCCUGCCUGGGCUCAGCCACUCAGACUCAUCGGUGCUAAAAGUACCAGGUUUUUUCCUCAAGAUUGAAGAGAUAGCAGAAAUACCGAGCUACAAUUGUGGUAUUAUAAAAAUAAAUGAGUUUUAGAGA